This is a messenger RNA of Lasiosphaeria miniovina, 540 nucleotides long. RefSeq lists its product as uncharacterized. Lineage: Eukaryota; Fungi; Ascomycota; Sordariomycetes; Sordariales; Lasiosphaeriaceae. The record is from RefSeq and is a predicted model, not a curated record. The coding region runs from base 162 to 506 and encodes 114 amino acids. The transcript has a single exon.
GUUGAUGCGACACUACUGAAAGAGACAAGCUAAUUAACUGCCACACGGAGUAUAGCCAAGUUGCUGCUGCGCCUGGUUCAGGAACGAACCUACGCAGCACCCACACACACUGCAACUCUUUGACCACGGCAACACGCCACACCCACAGACGGUCCGGCGAAAUGAACGUGCUGCGCUGCUGGUGCUGCUGCCCUGGUGGUGGACGAGACAAGACCCCGGGUCCUGGGAGAGGUGAGUGUCUGAGAGCGGGGUGCCUUGACAAUUUGGGCAGUCCAACCAAAUGUAUUGUCGAUCCCAAACAACGUAUGGAUCGACCGAGCGUUCCCUCCAAUGCCUCCAAGAUUAAGAAGCUUCUUCUUUUUCCGGGCGCCUUCCAUUCUGGCCGUGCGCAAAGACAAUGCAAAUGCCAUGAAUUCACCCAGGUUCGCGUACCUGAAGGGCGCUCGGCCGAUUAUAUCUGGUACCUUGCUGCGCCUCGGCACCUUAAAUCCUUCGACUAUGAAUAACGUGCUUUCAGGGCCAACUCAUGGGAGACUGGAG